Molecule: messenger RNA, 194 nt
Organism: Dentiscutata erythropus
Lineage: Eukaryota; Fungi; Glomeromycota; Glomeromycetes; Diversisporales; Gigasporaceae
Source: the annotation of a GenBank genome assembly
AUGCUUUUACCACCACUUGAAGUAUAUAAUAGUGCCGAAGAACUCUUUCUAAAUGCACAAAGAUUUGCAAAUUCCCAAGGUUAUGUUCUAAUUAAAAAAAGAACUCGAAAAGAUAACCAUGCUCCUGAAAUUGAGGAAGAUGUUUCUUAUUCUGAAGACUCAUUUCAAUCUCUCUUACAAGAUUUACAGCAAAG